Messenger RNA from Amyelois transitella, 2747 nucleotides. It is a transcript of the gene SecCl, whose product is annotated as pH-sensitive chloride channel 2. Gene Ontology annotation, cellular component: membrane; synapse; neuron projection. The transcript is spliced from 8 exons. Gene Ontology annotation, molecular function: neurotransmitter receptor activity; transmembrane signaling receptor activity; extracellular ligand-gated monoatomic ion channel activity. NCBI's taxonomy places the organism in Eukaryota, Metazoa, Arthropoda, Insecta, Lepidoptera, Pyralidae. Gene Ontology annotation, biological process: chemical synaptic transmission; regulation of membrane potential; signal transduction. The record is from RefSeq and is a predicted model, not a curated record. Bases 131 to 1657 code for a protein of 508 amino acids.
GCAGGUUUUGUCAACGUGUUGGGAGUCUUCACGGUUCGCAUGCAGUGUUAGAGACUCGACCGUGUGCAGCGGACCGUUCGUCGUUGUCGCGAAUUGUUUAGUGUCGCGCUCUAAUGUCUCAUUGAUCAGCAUGACUUUAAGAACAAUAUUAUUCAGUUCGUGUCUUCUUUUAUUAACCUCUAACUAUACCAAUGGACAAAAGCCAACAGGGUUGGAGUGUCCAUCCCUGGACAACGGCGACAGCUAUACCCAGUCAGAGUUCCUGUCGCGGCUGGCCAACGAGUGUCGCUACGACCGGCUGCUGCUGCCUACCUACAACACCAGGGAUACUGUCUAUGUGCACGCUAGUUCAUAUGUCUACUUUAUACAGCCAGCGGAGGCCCAUGAUCUAAAUUUCAAAUUGCAUUUUCUUUUGCAACUGCGGUGGGUUGACAAACGGUUGGCAUACUACCGGUUUUCGCCGAAGCGAAUAAACAUAAUCGGGGAAAAUGAUCUGCGGGAUCGAAUAUGGGUACCGCACUUGUAUAUGUCCAAUGAACAGUCAUCUAGUUUGAUGGGGACGGAUAGUAAGGACGUGCUGAUAUCGGUGGCACCUGACGGAGAAGUCGUGUUCAGUCGACGCAUGCAAGCAGUCCUGUACUGCUGGAUGAAUCUGCAAAAGUUUCCGUUUGACGAACAAACGUGUUCCAUGAAUCUUGAGAGCUGGAAAUACAACGCUUCGAUUUUACGGCUGAUGUGGGAAAAAGACAUACCGCCGGUGCGCUUGUCUCCUGAACUCCACUUAACUGAGUAUUCUCUCAUAGAUUUCUGGACCAAUGAGUCCGUGGUUAGGGGUGACAUAGCAAGUAUGCGCCUCAUAGGAGGUAGAUCCAACAACUACAGCGCCCUAACGUUCACUUUCGAGCUAGGCCGCGAAGACGGGUACUACCAAAUGGAUUACUUCAUCCCAUCUAUGAUGAUAGUGGCCGUGUCUUGGGUCACGUUUUGGUUGCACCCGAACGCUUCCGCGCCGAGAAUCAUUGUCGGCACCAGUACCAUGUUAUCAUUUAUCACGCUGGCAUCGAGUCAGUCCAAGACGCUACCGAAAGUGUCGUACAUCAAAGCCAGCGAGAUCUGGUUCCUGGGCUGCAUCGGCUUCAUCUUCUCUGCUCUCGUGGAGUUCGCUUUUGUCAACACUAUUUGGCGAAGAAAGAAAGUAGUAAGCCUGAAGAAGGUGAACAGUAAGUACAUUCUGAAGAGUACACUGACGCCGCGGCUAGCGCGCAAGGAGCUCCAGAAGGAAUUGCAGGAAACUUCGCCGCAGCUGUCCAAGUCCAGGUCAUGCUCGUCCCUCAAUCAGGACACCAGCAGCGACCCCUCAGGACCUGCUUACAAUAACUACCUGACUGUACACAGUUUCCCGUCUGCGAUGAAUUUGCCGACCAUCACGACGCAGAGCUACGACGACCUCAUCCAAGGUCCCGGAGGGACCCGCAAGCCGCCGGCUCCCAACGGGAACGGCAGCGACGGCUCCGACGAGCCCCCACACCACCAUACCUGGACCCAGAUGACGCCACAGGAGAUCGCCACGUGGAUCGACAAGCGCUCACGAGUCAUGUUCCCAGUCCUCUUCAUCUUCUUCAACAUCAUCUACUGGACUUUCGUCUACUGCCUAUGAUUGUACGCGGUGCGGCGUAUCGAAUGACGUAUAACGUUGAUUCAUACUGCGUCAACCUUUCGGUUGUUCAACAAAUAAGUGUAUCAUAGGUAUUUCAGCAAAUGAGGAAAAGUUUUGGAAUUUAUCUUUCCUACUGGUUUGCAAAUUUUGUUGUUUGGUAUAUAGAACAUUUAACUACUUGAUCUUUUUUUUAAAUACCAGACAAAUUGGGAUGAUUGUACGUACAUUUAUUUAAUAAAUCACCAAUAACCGGCAAUAAGACAGUAUGUAAGGGCCGUAUAUGUAAACUAAGAAUCUUGAUGCAGUAUUUUUUAGUAAGUUUUGAUAUAGUUUGUUUUACCAUAAUUUGAAAUACCCUAUGAAGAACAUAUUAUUUUUUGUAUCAUACAAUACGUACGUGGCCAUAUUUUUGUAGGUAGAAUUAAUGUAGUUAAAAUAAUGUUCCUGUAUUAUUGAAAACUUGCCUAAAUAAAGUAAGUUCUUGGAGAAAAGAAACACUAUGUAGUCUUUCACGAAAACAAUGAGCAAUUUCUUCACAUUAUUUUAUUGUUAGUGGAACUCCACUAGGCUCAUAUUUUGCAAGUGGUUUACCCGUAGUAAAAAUAGUCCGAGUUAUAGUGGUAAAAAAAAUUUGCGGCGAGGAAAGCCAAGUCAGAAGCCAGGGAAAAGUAAGUUAAGUCGAAAGAAAGAAUAGGCAGCCAUAGCUGCACCUUACUUGUUUCGAAUGGAAUGGUUGUGAAUAAUGUUACUUAAUGUCCAUUUUGAAAUGUAGGCUUUGAUUCUCAUUUUUUACUUUAUGACAUUGAAAUGUGCCUUGUGAGAUUACUAUUCCAAAGUAGUCAUUUUAAGUAUAAGUUUUAUGUGUAAGAAAAUAAUGUAGAUAGGCUUUUGAAAAAGAAAAUAUUCACUAUCAAUUUAUAUAUCCCUACUAUAGUACCAUACCGUAUUAUGGAGUCUAUAAAUAUUUCACAUAAGUAUUUAUAUUUUUUGUUUUUAUUUUUAUUAAUUUGUACUUAGCCGAGAAACCUUUUAUUCAUAAUUUAUACGAUGCGCAAUUAUAAUAAAUAAGAAACCCAGUGUAAUGAAAUAA